UCGUCAAGGACGAAAGGCUCUGCUGUUGUGGCUGCUGUGCUUACGAGAAGAGAGCAAGCAGCUAAACCUGAAGAAGAUAGAGCGAGAGAGUGCCAGCCCCCACGGAGGUGUUCAUCUUCCUCGAGAUUUCCCGGGAUUGCUCGAUUCGCUGGUCCACGACACGGCAGCAGCUGGUGGAGGCGGCUUCGGCUGCUGUGCAUUACCGAUGGCGGAGGGUCACGGAGGAGCUGGCGCCGCGUGUACCCGACAGAGCCUGACAACGCGGCGGCGGCGGCGGCGACGACGAAGACGGAAGUUGCUACCGGCGGGAUGGCUGCUGCUGCUGCUUUUGCUAGCGCUGCUGGCACCGCCGUGUUGUUCGUCUGCUCCUGAUGAUUCGCGACGGGCGACGGAUCUUAUUGCCGACCUGGACCCCCCAUGUUUGCUACGAAACCCGGAGACGUUGGCGAUGGAACUACCGGGGGUACUCGUGAGAGCACCGUGCGAUGCGGCGGAGCCCCCGCGUCGAAGUCUCCAUGGCGACCGCCGUGAGCGGUACCGUCCGGAAGGAGGCCGCGAGUGCUACCGUUGCUCCCUGCUUCAUGGCGGUGCGGGAGUGGCAGCAGACGGCGGCGGCGGCGAACGAUUGGUCCGUGGGCACGAUCUUCCCGCUCGAGAAGAGAGAAAAGAAAAAGAGACCAAGCUUCGUGCCGACGGGGAACGCGGACGGCGGCGUAGAGAAGGUGGUUCGUCCGAUAGGGGCACCGCCACCGCCGUCGCCUCCCCGGAGAGAGGGGUCGUGGAGCUAACCGCAGGCGAAGCGGGGCCGGUUGAGCGCGGAGGGGGAGGAGCGGCCGGCGUUGGGGCUGCGGUGCUGGGCGCGGUGCUGUCCGGCCUUGUUGCCUUGGCCGCGGGCGGCGCAGGGGACGACGACGCGCUAUCGGAGAGCGGGUUUUUGGGUGUCGGCGGUGCAGGCUCCGGCGACGGGGGCGAUUAUGAAGCUGCUGCUCAUGAGGAUGCCGCCGGUGGCGGGCUCAUUCGAGGCAGCGGCGGCGUUGGUGGUGGUGCUGUUGAUGGGAGCGGACGGUCGGAGGCGGCCAGGAGGAGAAGGGAGAUGGACCCUGCGAACAGGAGAGAGACAGGAGACGGACCCCGUUCUGCAGUCACUGGGCGCAAAGGCCUGGCAUUCGGAGGAGCGGGCGACACUGAUGGUCCGGGGGCACAGUCUCCGUCUACCGAGCCCCCCGGUGGUGCUGCUAAUGGGAUCGCUGGUAUCGUCCCGGGCGCUGGUAACGGAUGGGGCGCCCACGCGACGGGGGUGACGUUAACCGAGCUGGGCGGAGGGGUGCCUGCCGUCGCGCGCAGGCUUCAGGGAAACAUAACGGGCGCACCAGCCCCUACACCGGAUGCCUCCGUACCGUCGACUCCUGCGCCAAUGACGGACCCGACUCCUGCUCCAAUGACGCCCCCGACUGAGGUUAAAACCGCGGGACGUGAUUCCGUUAGCAAAGGUAUUGCGACCCCCGGACCCAUUGGUCUCGACACCCCCAAUCCGUCAGUAGCCCCCGCGCCCACCUCGACUUCCACGGCCCCGCAGAUGAUUCCCACGCAGCCCCCCACACCUACCGCGGCGCCCCUCUCCCCUACUACGGUUGCGCCUUCUGCUGGCCCCCCUUCCGGGGUGGUAGUCGGAACUCCGGGGCCGACUGAAUCGGCACGGGGUGUCGGCUCCGUGGCGCCUGCGGCGACCGUAGGACCCUCGGCUACCGCCGACCCCCUCCCGGGGAUCGGAACGCCCGAGCCGAGUGCCACCGGGACAGCAGGAGGAGGAACCAGCGUGGCACCAGCUACCACUACCGAACAGCCUGGAGCCGCUGUGUCGUUGACUUCUGCCCCUGGUAUAGCCGCUGUAACCCCCACCCCGCUUCCUGCUGGAACCACGGAACCUUCAAUCGUUUCUGUCCCUCCAGCAGCUACCACUACCGAACAGCCUGGAGCCGCUGUGUCGUUGACUUCUGCCCCUGGUAUAGCCGCUGUAACCGCUACCCCGCUUCCUGCUGGAACCACGGAACCUUCGAUCUUUUCUAUCCCUCCAGCAGCUACCACUACCGAACAGCCUGGAGCCGCUGUGUCGUCGACUUCUGCCCCUGGUAUAGCCGCUGUAACCCCCACCCCGCUUCCUGCUGGAACCACCGAACCUUCAAUCGUUUCUAUCCCUCCAGCAGCAACCACUACAGAACAGCCUGGAGCCGCUGUGUCAUUGACUUCUGCCCCUGGUAUAGCCGCUGUAACCCCCACCCCGCUUCCUGCUGGAACCACCGAACCUUCAAUCGUUUCUAUCCCUCCAGCAGCUACCACUACCGAACAGCCUGGAGCCGCUGUGUCGUCGACUUCUGCCCCUGGUAUAGCCGCUGUAACCCCCACCCCGCUUCCUGCUGGAACCACCGAACCUUCAAUCGUUUCUAUCCCUCCAGCAGCAACCACUACAGAACAGCCUGGAGCCGCUGUGUCAUUGACUUCUGCCCCUGGUAUAGCCGCUGUAACCCCCACCCCGCUUCCUGCUGGAACCACCGAACCUUCAAUCGUUUCUAUCCCUCCAGCAGCUACCACUACCGAACAGCCUGGAGCCGCUGUGUCGUCGACUUCUGCCCCUGGUAUAGCCGCUGUAACCCCCACCCCGCUUCCUGCUGGAACCACCGAACCUUCAAUCGUUUCUAUCCCUCCAGCAGCAACCACUACAGAACAGCCUGGAGCCGCUGUGUCAUUGACUUCUGCCCCUGGUAUAGCCGCUGUAACCCCCACCCCGCUUCCUGCUGGAACCACCGAACCUUCAAUCGUUUCUAUCCCUCCAGCAGCAACCACUACAGAACAGCCUGGAGCCGCUGUGUCAUUGACUUCUGCCCCUGGUAUAGCCGCUGUAACCCCCACCCCGCUUCCUGCUGGAACCACCGAACCUUCAAUCGUUUCUAUCCCUCCAGCAGCAACCACUACAGAACAGCCUGGAGCCGCUGUGUCGUUGACUUCUGCCCCUGGUAUAGCCGCUGUAACCCCCACCCCGCUUCCUGCUGGAACCACCGAACCUUCAAUCGUUCCUAUCCCUCCAGCAGCAACCACUACAGAACAGCCUGGAGCCGCUGUGUCGUUGACUUCUGCCCCUGGUAUAGCCGCUGUAACCGCUACCCCCCUUCCUGCUGGAACCACCGAACCUUCAAUCGUUCCUAUCCCUCCAGCAGCAACCACUACAGAACAGCCUGGAGCCGCUGUGUCGUUGACUUCUGCCCCUGGUAUAGCCGCUGUAACCCCCACCCCGCUUCCUGCUGGAACCACGGAACCUUCGAUCGUUUCUAUCCCUCCAGCAGCUACCACUACCGAACAGCCUGGAGCCGUCGUGUCGUUGACUUCUGCCCCUGGUAUAGCCGCUGUAACCGCUACCCCCCUUCCUGCUGGAACCACCGAACCUUCAAUCGUUCCUAUCCCUCCAGCAGCUACCACUACCGAACAGCCUGGAGCCGCUGUGUCGUCGACUUCUGCCCCAGGUGUAGCUGCCGAAACGCUCACCCCUCUCGACCCCGGGACUACCCGAACCCCAACCGCAUCUAUCCCUCCAGCAGCAACCACAACUGAACAGCCUGGAGCCGUUGUAACUGCUUCCCCGGUCAUAGCCGCUGAAACCAUCGCCACGCUUUCUCCCGUUCCAGCAGGCGAGACACAUUCCCCAGGCACGACUGUGAGCCCCGUUGACGUGCAACCUCUACCGACCCCAACGUUAUCCCCGCUCCCAGCAGGCGAGACACAUUCCCCAGGCACGACUGUGAGCCCCGUUGACGUGCAACCUCUACCGACCCCAACGUUAUCCCCGCUCCCAGUUGGCGAGACACAUUCCCCAGGCACGACUGUGAGCCCCAUUGCCGUGGAACCGCUACCUACCCCAACGCUGUCCCCGCUCCCAGCAGGCGAGACACAUUCCCCAGGCACGACUGUGAGCCCCGUUGCCGUGGAACCCCUACCGACGCCAACGUUGUCCCCCCUCCUAGCAGGCGAGACACAUUCCCCAGGCACGACUGUGAGCCCCGUUGACGUGGAACCCCUACCGACCCCAACGUUGCCCCCCCUCCCAGCAGGCGAGACACAUUCCCCAGGCACGACUGUGAGCCCCGUUGCCGUGGAACCCCUACCGACCCCAACGUUGUCCCCCCUCCUAGCAGGCGGGACACAUUCCCCAGGCACGACUGUGAGCCCCGUUGCCGUGGAACCCCUACCGACCCCAACGUUGUCCCCCCUCCUAGCAGGCGGGACACAUUCCCCAGGCACGACUGUGAGCCCCGUUGCCGUGGAACCCCUACCGACCCCAACGUUGUCCCCGCUCCCAGCAGGCGAGACACAUUCCCCGGCCACGACUGUGAGCCCCGUUGCCGUGGAACCCCUACCCACCCCAACGCUGUCCCCGCUCCCAGCAGGCGAGACACAUUCCCCGGCCACGACUGUGAGCCCCGUUGCCGUGGAACCGCUACCCACCCCAACGCUGUCCCCGCUCCCAGCAGGCGAGACACAUUCCCCGGCCACGACUGUGAGCCCCGUUGCCGUGGAACCUCUACCCACCCCAACGUUAUCUCCGCUCCCAGCAGGCGAGACACAUUCCCCGGCCACGACUGUGAGCCCCGUUGACGUGGAACCCCUACCGACCCCAACGAUCCCCUACAAACCUCAACAUUUGCCCCCCUUCCCGCCGGCGAGACGCGUCCCCCCGCCACGACUCGUUCCCGCCGGCGAGACGCGUUCCCCCGCCACGACGCUGGCGCCCGCGGCCGGCGGCGCGCCUGGUGUGAGCACCACGGAGCCCCCUUCGAACGUGUUCACGCCCUCCGGGGGGACGCCUUCCCCUGACGCUACGGGGGCCCCUGCGGAGCCGACACCGCUGCCGACGGCGAUGCCUACCAACACCACGGCCAUCGAAGAAGUCCUUGACACUACGGGAGAGACAGCCUCGGGGGCGGUGGUGGUGGCUGUCGCCGCCACCGGCGCCGCCGCUACGGUUUCGUCCAUCACGGCGACGACGGCAGCGGCCACGUCCACCGCCACCACCGCUGCCACUACCGCCGCCGCCAGCGGCAGCACCGUCGCCGCCAGCGGCAGCACCGUCGCCGCCACCACUGCCGCGGGGGGCGGGGGGGCGGCGCCAGGCGCCGCCGCAGGAGGAGGUGCGGCCGCCGGCGGCGGCGGCACGACCACCGCUGCGGGCGCCACUACCGCCGGCGGCGGCGGCACGACCACCGCUACGNCCCCGACGGCGAUGCCUACCAACACCACGGCCAUCGAAGAAGUCCUUGACACUACGGGAGAGACAGCCUCGGGGGCGGUGGUGGUGGCUGUCGCCGCCACCGGCGCCGCCGCUACGGUUUCGUCCAUCACGGCGACGACGGCAGCGGCCACGUCCACCGCCACCACCGCUGCCACUACCGCCGCCGCCAGCGGCAGCACCGUCGCCGCCAGCGGCAGCACCGUCGCCGCCACCACUGCCGCGGGGGGCGGGGGGGCGGCGCCAGGCGCCGCCGCAGGAGGAGGUGCGGCCGCCGGCGGCGGCGGCACGACCACCGCUGCGGGCGCCACUACCGCCGGCGGCGGCGGCACGACCACCGCUACGGGCGCCACUACCGCCGGCGGCGGCGGCACGACCACCGCUGCGGGCGCCACUACCGCCGCCGUAGAGUCCACCGCUGCGACUGCAACCGCCGCCGUGGAGCCUACCGCGGUGGGUAGCCGCUUCUACGACGACGGGGGCGACGACCACCACCGCCACCGGCGCCACGACCACCGCUACGGGCACCGGCGCAACAAGCGGAGCUACUACGGGGGCGGGCACCACGACCACCACCACUACAGAUCAGUACGGACAGUUACCAUCCGGCCAACCUCCUCCCCGGCGUCUCCCCCCGUCCCCCAGCUGAUGAUAUUCCAGAUCCAGUUCCUGAGCUCACUGAGGCUGCUGGAAGCGAACAUCACCGCGCCUUUCCGACGCAUGCUGGACCGGCUCAAGUGGCUCAACCUGCACUUCGACGUGGACUUCGUCGGCUUCGCUGGCUGCGACGGAGAGGUGUGUUGCGUGNAUCUCAUCACCAAGCGCGAAGCGCCGUGA
This is a messenger RNA of Ectocarpus sp. CCAP 1310/34, 6112 nucleotides long. Lineage: Eukaryota; Phaeophyceae; Ectocarpales; Ectocarpaceae. The record is from the annotation of a GenBank genome assembly.